Molecule: messenger RNA, 1491 nt
Organism: Parnassius apollo (apollo)
Lineage: Eukaryota; Metazoa; Arthropoda; Insecta; Lepidoptera; Papilionidae
Source: the annotation of a GenBank genome assembly
AUGGAACAUAGAAGAUUGCGCAAAGGGCCGCUGCCUGGAGGUCGUCAGGGCGCGUCUGGAGCUGGCGCUGGACGCGACAGCAUGCGAACCGCCAGCCGAGCGCGAGGUGCUGCACGACCACCCAGCAGCCCCUCGCAUCCAUCAUCCCCACCAGCUUGCUUGGUGUCGGCAGGGUCUUCGCAGGCCCAGCAAUCGGCACCCGCCACUGGUGGAGUACGCCGCAUGCGAUGGACCAUCAAUAUGAAUUCAAACGCAUUGCGGGCGUAUUUUAGGGCGAAAGGGGGAGAAAUUGGAGGUUUCGCGUAUCGGGCUAGGAUGCAUCGUCUUUUUACUGAGCUGGAGCCAUCUAUUACUGUCACCGAGCAAAACCUGGCAGACCGAGUUCGGUAUAUCUUACGCUCAAAUAUAUUUGAUGGCGCCGAACUCGAACGGCUACGACGUGAGGCUGUUCCCUCAUCAAAUGAAAACGCUACGACUGAGGGUGCGGUGCCACAAGUUGCAGAACAACCCGCACACGUGGAUGCCGCCGAGAAUACCCCAGUGGUUGCUGAUUCAAAUGAUGAUGGAACAUUCACCCAGGAACUAGAAAUAGAGCAAAUGAGGAGUACAUUGGAAGAGGCGAUUAUGGAAACGCGCAGUACGCCUCUCGAAAAUCGACCGCGACUUCCCCGCAUAGCCCUAAGCAAGCGGAAUCGGGCUGUCGUAAGGGCUCUGAACCCAAUGCUGGUGACCUAUUUGGAAGCCAGCCGGGACCUUUGCGAGACGGACUCAAUUCUCUUUGGCGCCGCACUGGCAGUCUGCCGUAUUAUAGGCGCCAAACUUUCCACGGCUGGACGCACUACUGGACAAAGUAGUGCUAUCCCAGCCUGGAGAACAAGAAUUGAAGAACGUAUCGCAAAGGCUAGGGCCCUCAUCGGCAGACUGAUAUGCUUCAGGUCAGGCAAUACCAGGCCAAGGAUUGUGCGCACCGUCAGGAUGGCGUUUGCUGGGACAAAUGUUAGUUUGUCCCAGCCGGAUAUAAUGCAAAAACUGACUGAGCGCAUAGACGACCUGAAGCAGAGAAUCGCUGCUUGGGGAAAGCGAAUUCGGCGAUAUACCGAGAGGUCGACACGGUUCAACCAGAAUCGUCUCUUCCAGAGUGAUCAGAAGAGGCUCUAUAAAUCAUUGGAGCGACCAAUGGUAAGUGGAACGGGCCCAGAACCGAAUCAGGCCGACACGGUCGCAUUCUGGCGCAGCCUGUGGUCAGAGCCCGUAAACCACAACGAGGGCCCUUGGACGGAAGUUGUGGCGAGUCAGUGUGCGGGUAUUACGCCCAUGGACCCCGUCACCAUAACGCCGGAUGACGUAGCUGAGGCGGUCCGUAGGGCCCCGAACUGGAAAAGUCCGGGACUCGACGGGCUGCAUCACUACUGGCUGAAGGGGUUCGUGAGGACAAGUAAGAUAGCGUCGUGGUCCGUAACUGAGGAUUGGAUCACAAGACAUUGGGCCUGA